This is a messenger RNA of Callorhinus ursinus (northern fur seal), 2648 nucleotides long. It is a transcript of the gene SPATA2, whose product is annotated as spermatogenesis associated 2. Gene Ontology annotation, biological process: protein linear deubiquitination; regulation of tumor necrosis factor-mediated signaling pathway; regulation of necroptotic process. Gene Ontology annotation, cellular component: cytoplasm. The record is from RefSeq and is a predicted model, not a curated record. Lineage: Eukaryota; Metazoa; Chordata; Mammalia; Carnivora; Otariidae.
CCAAGUGUUUCCGGGUCGCCGCCUGUCCCGGGUUACUGGCUUCGGUCCCCUGCAGCCGGCCGAAGCGACGAGAGCCCAGUCGGGCACGGCUCGGGGGGCGGCCGGGGCUCCUUCUGGAUUCUCUCGGCCGGGGCGUCCUCGGAGGCAGUGCCGGGCAGCCACACGCUGGUAUGUGGACCAUUUCGAGGAAUGACGUGCUUCUUGUUCUUCCCCUUCCAGAGCAUGCCCCUAGUGCAGGUGGGCAACGUGUCAGUGCUUUUAGCGAUGUCCCUGCCUCGGACCCAGAAACCAUGGAGGAGAUAAGGUAGCCCCCCCCCUUCCCUGGAUCAGAUGGGGAAGCCCAGUUCAAUGGAUACAAAAUAUAAGGAUGACUUAUUUCGGAAGUACGUGCAGUUCCAUGAGGGCAGAGUGGACACCACCCCCAGCAAGCAGCAGCCUGGCAACGAUGAGUACCUUCGGGUGGCAGCCUCGACCCUGCUCAGCCUACACAAGGUGGAUCCCUUUUAUCGAUUCCGGCUGAUCCAGUUCUAUGAGGUGGUGGAGAGCUCCCUGCGCUCACUAAGCUCCUCCAGCCUGCGGGCUUUGCACUGCGCCUUCAGCAUGCUGGAAACGGUGGGCGUCAACCUCUUCCUCUACCCGUGGAAGAAGGAAUUCAGAAGCAUCAAGACCUACACGGGCCCCUUCGUUUAUUAUGUCAAGUCGUCAUUACUGGAAGAGGACAUCCAAGCCAUCCUGCAUUACAUGGGCUAUGUGCCUGAGUUAGGGACUGCGUACAAACUCAAAGAACUCGUGGAGACCCUCCAGGUGAAGAUGGUCUCCUUUGAGCUCUUUCUGGCCAAGGUGGAGUGUGAGCAGAUGAUGGAAAUCCACUCCCAAGUCAAGGACAAGGGCUACUCCGAGCUGGACGUGGUGAACGAGCGCAAGAGCAGCACGGAGGAUGUGCGGGGCUGCUCGGAGGCCCUCCGGCGGCGGGCUGAGGGCCGGGAGCACCUGACGGCCUCCAUGGCCCGUGUGGCGCUCCAGAAGUCAGCCAGCGAACGGGCGGCUAAGGACUACUACAAGCCUCGGGUGACCAAGCCCUCGAGGUCGGUAGACGCCUACGACAGCUACUGGGAGAGCCGGAAGCCACCCCUGAAGGCCUCGUUGAGCCUGCGGAAGGAGCCCGUGGCACAAGACUUGGGGGACGACCUCAAGGAUGAGAUCAUCCGCCCGUCCCCCUUGCUCCUGACCAUGUCCAGCGCCCCCCACGGAAGCCCGGAUGACCUGCCACCCCCCUCCCCCAACAACGGCCUCGGCCUGCUGCGUGGCACAUACUUCUCUGCUCAGGAUGACGUGGAUCUGUACACAGACUCGGAGCCUAGGGCUACGCACCGGAGGCAGGACGCCCUGCGGCCGGACGUGUGGCUGGUCAGAAAUGAUGCCCACCCCCUCUACCACAAGCGCUCACCCCCCGCCAAAGAGUCCUCCCUGUCCAAGUGCCAGAGCUGCGGGCUGUCCUGCAGCGCCUCCCUCUGCCAGCGCUGCGACAGCCUGCUCUCCUGUCCCCCAGCCCCCAAGCCAGGCGCCUUCCCUGGCAAGGCCUCUGCCCAUGACAGCCUGGCCCACGGGUCGUCUCUGCGGGAGAAGUACGCGGGCCAGACUCAGGGCCUCGAGCGGCUGCCGCACCUUCACCCAAAACCCAAGCCCUCCACCACGGCCGCCUCCCGCUGCGGCUUCUGCAACCGCCCGGGUGCCACCAACACCUGCACCCAGUGUUCAAAAGUCUCCUGCGACGGCUGUGUCAGCGCCUACCAUUACGACCCCUGCUGCAAAAAGAAUGAGCUGCACAAGUUCAUGCCCAACAACCAGCUGAACUACAAGUCCACCCAGCUCUCCCAUCUCGUGUAUAGAUAGACUGGACCCUGCACCCCUGCUCCAAGGGCUACACCACUGACUCUCUGGUCCCCUCCGGGGAAGAAGUGUUAGUGUACUGAUCUCAGAAGCAGAGACCUGCGUUUGACCAUGUAGGUGUCAGGGGAUCGGGGCUUGGCUGCACCAUGUGGGAGUUCACUUGGUGGCCCACAUAUUUCAACUGACGGCUGCUUUAUCGCCGGACGAGGGGGAGGGUGGCACUUCCGUUCAGAUUCAUUUUUGCUAAUCUCUCCACUCCCUGUUCCGUUGUUCGUUUUGUUUUCGAAGAGGAUUUCUAUCUCUGAGACCCCUGUCACACCCACCCCUCCCACUGCAAAGCCAACUUGGACUGGGGAGGGCCCUCCAGGUCACCUCCGAAUGCCCACCUGGAGCGCCGAGCUAGAGGCCUGUUGGCUUGUGAAAUGAGCCCUCCUGCCACACUGGGCCUCUUCCCAUGGCUCAUCCUUUGGCCACCCCCUUCCCAAACGCAAGGAGCCCCGCCUGGACUCCCCUACCCCGCUGACUUCUGCCUGUGUAAGUCUCAAGGGUGGGCAGAGUCCAGUCGUCCCUGAAUGGCAUCCUGUUACCACCGCUCGGUUCGGCCCGUGGUGUCCGUGCACUUUGCCCUGGCGCAUCCAGGUGCGGGCCUUCCAUGGCAGGGUGGACUGUUCCCCCUUUCUGUUGUUUGCACACGCCCCUCUUACUGUACUGUAAAUAGAUAUUUUUGAGAUUUAUUUUUAAAUAAAUAUUCAACUUGC